Molecule: messenger RNA, 1791 nt
Organism: Trichoplax adhaerens
Lineage: Eukaryota; Metazoa; Placozoa; Uniplacotomia; Trichoplacea; Trichoplacidae
Exons: 3
Coding region: 1-1791 (596 amino acids)
Biological process (GO): transmembrane transport
Cellular component (GO): membrane
Molecular function (GO): sucrose:proton symporter activity
Source: RefSeq, a predicted model, not a curated record
AUGGCCGGAGAUGAAGAUGCUUUACAGUGUGAACCAGUGCAACAAGGCAGUAUCAAAUCUAGUCAAAGCAAUGAUCACGGAGAAUCAAGUAGCCAUGUUGAUAAAGCAAGCAAAACUACUGGUGGUAGUAGUAAUAUUAGGAAAUAUCAAGAAAACGGCAAUCAAUUGCUACCUAAAUGGCAGCUCUUACUUGUCAGUUGCACCAUUUAUGCUACCCAAUUUUCGUAUGCCAUUGCUACUGCUUAUGUUAUCCCCAUAUUUUAUAAACUAAAUAUGAACAUGACUUUUGCCAGUAUGAUUUGGUCAAUUAGUCCCAUUUUAUGCUUAAUAUUUCAACCCAAAGUGGCCAUCUUAAGUCAUGGUUGCCAUAGUCGAAUGGGCCGUCGAAGGCCAUUUGUAUUAAUUUUCGCUGUUGGUGUAAUUAUUGGACUUAUUUUUAUUGCUAACGGCGAAUCGAUUGGUCGCCAUGCUCACACUGACAAUGAUCACUACCAUCCAUGGGGAAUCGUUUUUACUGCUUUAGGCGUUGUUUUAACUGAUUUUUCAACUGAUACCUGUCAAAUUGCAACGCGAUCCUACAUGUUGGAUGUUACUCCAUCAACUCAGAGACAAUUCGCAAUUAAUCUCUUUGCUGUCGUUGCUGGCUUUGGCAGCUGUUUGGCGUAUAUGUUAAGCGCUAUUGACUGGCUAUAUACACUAGAUGAUCAAAUUCAAGUGGUCUUCAAUAUUGCCAUUAUUAUGUUUGUUAUAUGUACUGGAUUAACCUUAAUCAGCAUGAGAGAGCCGAGUACUCGUCCCUCAAGAGGCUUAACUAAUAUGCAAGGAGGCAACCGCUCAAACGGUUAUAGCAAUAAUCAUACAUAUCAACAGCUAGAAACGGAUGAAAACCAAGCGAAUCGGAAAGAAAAAUAUCAACAAGGCGAAAGUAAUUCUUCCGCAGAAAGACGAGAUAAUAACGAAGAGGAGGAUGAUGAUGCAGAGAGUUAUGAUGAAAUUACAGACCAAGAUUUAAAUGAUUCACAGCCCAUUACUUUCUUUCUCAUUCUAAAAUCAUUCUUGACGAUGCCUAAACCAUUACUAUUACUAUGCAUCACUCAAUUCUUUGGUUGGUCUGCGUUUGUUAGCUAUCAAUUAUUUUUUACUCAAUAUGUUGGCCAAGUUAUCUAUAUUGAUAAUCACAACAUUAAUUUUAAUUUCAACAUUAAUCAAACCUAUUUUAAAACUGGUAUCCAAUUGGGUUGUUGGGCCUUGCUGUUACAUUUCAUCUCAUAUUCUAUAUUGGCUUUCCUGAUGAAAUUCAUCAUUAAUUUGAUUGAUAUUCGUAUUGUUUACAUUCUGAGCCAGUUUACAUUUGCAGUUGCUAUGGCCAUUAUUGGUAGUGUAGCCAAUACUUCCGCCGUUUUAGUUUUAUCGGCACUGUCAGGAUUACACUUGGCAGCUUUAAUUUCUUUACCCUUUAUGUUGGUCUCAAGCUAUCAAAACUCUGUCAAUGCUAAGAAUUCCGAAAGAGAAACAUUGGGAGGUGGUAAAAGUUUUUUUAUACCUCAAUGGCGAAUCGAUUUAUUUAUAGCUGCAUUAACAAGUCUUGCUUAUGUAGCACAAGCUGUGGUCUGCCUUAUCAUGGGAGGUAUCAUUACUGCUAGCGGCACAUAUAAUGCCAUUAUUGUAGUAGCUGGUGUUUUAGCUGGUCUUUCUACUAUUUGCUCUAUCAUUUUAGCUGUUAAUGUCUCGCCUACUUGUUGCAGUCAAUACAACGAUCCUGAUCAUUUUUCUCCUAUGUAUACUCGAUAA